This is a messenger RNA of Dendronephthya gigantea, 545 nucleotides long. RefSeq names its product probable peptide chain release factor C12orf65, mitochondrial. Lineage: Eukaryota; Metazoa; Cnidaria; Anthozoa; Malacalcyonacea; Nephtheidae. Gene Ontology annotation, biological process: translational termination. Gene Ontology annotation, molecular function: translation release factor activity. The transcript is spliced from 2 exons. Gene Ontology annotation, cellular component: mitochondrion. The coding region runs from base 46 to 501 and encodes 151 amino acids. The record is from RefSeq and is a predicted model, not a curated record.
UAUCAGUUCAUAUAAUUCUCAGAUUCUGUUGAAAAAUCAUACCAAAUGUCUAGGAUUUUAACAGAACUUCUCCUGUGUACAAAAGCUCCAUAUAUUCAAGGCAUUUUACAAAAUACUAGAACGUGUUUAAGGUUGUCUACUGUUAAAUUCUGUAAGCAAAUUCAAGAGGUGGUUCUGUGUGAAUCUGAAUUAGAAGAAAAAUUUGUAAAAGGAUUUGGGAAAGGUGGACAGAAGGUGAAUAAAACUAGCAAUUGUGUUGAACUAAAGCAUAUACCGACUGGAAUAACUGUCAAGUGUCAUCAAACAAGAUAUUUAGAGAGAAAUAGAACACUUGCUCGAGAUUUACUCUGUGAAAAACUAGAUUACUUUUACAAUGGAAAAGAGAGUAAAAUUGCAAAGAACUGGGAAAAAAUACGGAAACGGAAAGCAGAUUAUGUCAGGAAACGAAACAUCAAAAACAAGCUUUUGGAACUUGAUAAAGGCUCAGAAGAUAAUAAUUAAUAUUUGUUUAUUCUGUAAAUAACAUUAUAAUUUUAUGUACAAAG